This is a messenger RNA of Dermacentor andersoni, 453 nucleotides long. RefSeq lists its product as uncharacterized. Gene Ontology annotation, molecular function: metallopeptidase activity. The record is from RefSeq and is a predicted model, not a curated record. NCBI's taxonomy places the organism in Eukaryota, Metazoa, Arthropoda, Arachnida, Ixodida, Ixodidae.
CCUCGUAUCGCGGAUGGUGGAAGAGAUUCGGGCCUCAUUGCUGCUCUUGCUCCGGGGAAGCGACGUCAGCUGGCUCAACGAGCAGUCCAAGGAGAUUGCCAUCAAAAAGAUCAGGCGGCUGAGACUAAUCCAACAGCCUGUCAACAGCACGGCGCUGGAUUGGAAGCCUCCCGAGCUGCACCCAGAAUCGAGCUUUGGGACGAAUGUCGCCAUACUUCUAUCAGCCAAGGCAGAACAAAGCUGGAAGCGCCUCGGAAGAUACAAUUACUUCGAUAGUGUGCCAGUUCCCCAGCUACGGAUGCGCAUCUCGUAUGAUGUCUACCGAAACGCUAUCGUUGUGCCUGCCAUACUGACUGGACUGGGUCUGUCGACGCCCGGUGUCCUGGCCCUUGAUCUCAGUCCGUGAGUUCUUGGCAACGCUUCGUGCGAGUGCAUGCGCUUGGCGUCCCUGGC